UGAUAAGUUUCUACAAAAUUCAAAUCCCUUACAGAGUUCAGAACCAAAAUAAAGAAAUGGAAUUCCCAUAUACACCCAUUCGGAUCCCGACUUGACACACUACCCAAAGAGCAACAGUUUCUUUAAAAGGAAAAAUGUCGGUAUCACCGUAAACCGUACGCGUAGACAGUAUUUGCAAAUUGCAUAUGUUAAAUAAUUUCCCGCACAACCAUCUAAAAAUCGAAACCCAAUCUCUCGUUGCAGUUUUCUCUCCAAGUUCAACCACACACAAGAUACGAGACGAGACAUGAUGCCUAGAUAGCGGCCAGAUCUCUUCCAUUACUUCCAUCUCUCCACCGCUUCUUCUUACAAUAAGAAGAAUCCAUCGCCGAUUUUCUGGUGCUUCUUCGCUGAACAAAGUCAACUGCUUCGUCGCCGUUUUGACUGACCGGCUUUCUUCUUCUCCUUACGCCGCAGAUCUAGGAGUUGAAAAGCUGAAAAUAUAACUAAACUUACCGCUAGAUCAGUUUGAGGGAGGUGAUUUUGGUUGAAAUCAAACGGUAAAGAUGUCGUCGAGCACGAUUCGGAAAGCGAUCGGGGCCGUUAAGGACCAAACGACCAUUGGAAUAGCCAAGGUAGCGAGCAACAUGGCGCCGGACCUCGAGGUGGCGGUCGUGAAGGCGACGAGCCACGACGACGAUCCAGCUGACGAGAAAUACAUACGAGAAAUCCUGAGUUUGACCUCGUACUCACGCGGAUACGUUCACGCGUGCGUGUCGGCUGUGUCGAAACGGCUAGGGAAGACACGUGACUGGAUCGUGGCACUCAAAGCACUGGUGCUUGUUCACAGGCUGAUGAAUGAUGGAGAUCCGGUGUUUCAAGAAGAGAUCUUGUAUGCUACAAGGAAAGGUACGAGGUUGUUGAAUAUGUCGGAUUUUAGAGAUGAGGCUCACUCGAGUUCUUGGGAUCAUUCUGCUUUUGUAAGAACCUAUGCUAUGUAUUUAGAUCAAAGGCUUGAAUUGAUGCUUUUCGAUAGGAAAAGAGGCAGUGGCAGUGGUUCUGGGGGAAGUAGUCAUGGAAAUGGUGAUGAUAGAUACAGUGUGAGAGACAAUUUCCGGUCACCGCCACCAAGGCAGAAUGAGUAUGAUUAUGGCGAUUUCAGAGGUGAUAAUAAUGGGUAUGGGAAUUACGGGAUGAACAGGAGAACGAGGUCUUUUGGUGACAUGAGUGAGGCGGUUGGGAGAGAUGGGAGAGAAGAGAAGAAAGCAGUGACCCCAUUGAGGGAAAUGAAGCCUGAGAGGAUUUUUGGGAAGAUGGGUCACUUGCAGAGGUUGUUGGAUCGGUUCUUGUCUUGUAGGCCUACAGGGUUGGCUAAGAAUGGUAGGAUGAUCUUGAUUGCUUUGUAUCCUGUUGUGAAAGAAAGUUUUCAGUUAUAUGCAGAUAUUUGUGAGGUUUUGGCUGUGUUGCUUGAUAGAUUUUUUGAUAUGGAGUACCCAGAUUGUGUUAAGGCAUUUGAUGCAUAUGCGAGUGCAGCGAAGCAGAUUGAUGAGUUGAUUGCAUUUUAUAAUUGGUGUAAGGAUAUCGGUGUGGCUAGGUCAUCGGAGUAUCCUGAGGUGCAGAGGAUUACAGAUAAGUUGUUGGAGACAUUGGAGGAAUUUGUGAGGGAUAGAGCUAAGAAGCCAACGAGUCCAGAGAGAAAGGAGCUUCCUCCUCCACCUAAAGAGGAAGAGCCUGAACCAAAUAUGAAUGAAGUAAAGGCGCUACCUGCACCUGAGAAUUAUGCUCCACCACCGCCACCAUCAGAGCCGGAGCCUGUUAAACCUCCAGAACCCCAGGAGGAUUUAGUGGAUUUGAGGGAUGAUGUUGUCACAGCCGAUGAUCAGGGAAACAAAUUUGCUUUGGCUUUGUUUAAUGGUCCUGCAGCAAAUAAUGGUAAUGGAUCAUGGGAAGCUUUCCCAUCAAAUGGGCAGCCCGAAUUGACAUCUGCUUGGCAAACCCCAGCUGCUGAACCAGGGAAGGCAGAUUGGGAAUUGGCUUUGGUUGAGUCAGCUAGUAAUUUGUCGAGGCAAAAAGCAGCUUUGGGUGGUGGGCUUGAUCCAUUAUUGUUGAAUGGCAUGUAUGAUCAGGGAAUGGUAAGGCAGCAUGUCAGCACUGGUCAGUUAAGUGGGGGGAGUGCCAGUAGUGUGGCAUUGCCAGGGCCAGGGAAGACACCGGUUUUAGCUCUUCCUGCACCAGAUGGAACAGUUCAGAAUGUCAAUCAAGACCCAUUUGCUGCGUCAUUGAGCAUUCCACCUCCUUCAUAUGUGCAAAUGGCUGACAUGGAAAAGAAGCAACAUUUACUUGUCCAGGAACAGCAGGUAUGGCAGCAAUAUUCGAAGGAUGGAAUGCAAGGUCAAUCUAGUUUGGCCAAGAUUAACAACCCUGGAUAUUAUGGACCUGGACCGAUGCCAGUGAUGCCUUAUGGAAUGCCACCUGUUAAUGGAAUGGGGCCACCGCCCGGGUAUUACUACACACCUUACUGAUUUUCUUACAAUGACUUUUCUUUGCCUACUUUGGUAUUAUCUUUUCUAGUUUUCUUUCUCUGCUUUUCUUUUGAAAUGAUAUGAUGUUCCUCAAGUUGUGCAAAAAAAUCAGAAGAAAAGAGAGAGGAGACUUGGGUUCAAAUACUUAUUGUGGGAUUUUUGAUGCGGGGAGAUUCAAGGUCCGAUUACAAUGUCUCUUUUUCUUUGUAAUAUUAGAAUAUUAUUGACAUUCAUAUCUUUAAUGUUUUUCUCUUCUCAAGACAUUUGAAAUAACUUGAUAUUAAUUGAAUUUAAAACUUGUUCAACUUUGUUGGGCUUGAUUAACCAAAA
Messenger RNA from Gossypium raimondii (Peruvian cotton), 2831 nucleotides. Its product is annotated as putative clathrin assembly protein At2g25430. Gene Ontology annotation, cellular component: clathrin-coated vesicle; clathrin-coated pit. Lineage: Eukaryota; Viridiplantae; Streptophyta; Magnoliopsida; Malvales; Malvaceae. Gene Ontology annotation, molecular function: phosphatidylinositol-4,5-bisphosphate binding; clathrin heavy chain binding; SNARE binding. The transcript has 2 exons. The record is from RefSeq and is a predicted model, not a curated record. Bases 546 to 2501 code for a protein of 651 amino acids. Gene Ontology annotation, biological process: vesicle budding from membrane; clathrin-dependent endocytosis; clathrin coat assembly.